Eucalyptus grandis is the source of this 2176-nucleotide messenger RNA. RefSeq names its product crocetin glucosyltransferase, chloroplastic-like. Gene Ontology annotation, molecular function: UDP-glycosyltransferase activity. The record is from RefSeq and is a predicted model, not a curated record. Lineage: Eukaryota; Viridiplantae; Streptophyta; Magnoliopsida; Myrtales; Myrtaceae.
AUCUAUCAGAUCGUUCACACAUCUCCAUGUCUCUCCCUCGUUUUCUUCGUAUUCUUUUGCCCGGUGCGUUUACCGUUUCAUGAUAGAGAUGAAGGUCGAUGAUCAGCUUUUCGGCCCCUGCACAGAACUGAGCGCAGCAUGCAUGCGGUGAAGCAUCCCCCCCGGUCGGUACAAUCGCAUGAGGGCACGUUCGUCUCUUUCGGUCUCUUCGAUCCAUGGAGAAGCAAGAACAGACCUUGCUUCUUGCCUUGUCCACGAAUUCAGCGCCGCAGCGACAAGAUCUCGCCACCCAACUCACGGUCAUCUGUCCGUCUCUGAUCAGCAAAAGAAAGCAGGAAUAAAGAAUAAAACAAGAAUUGAAAAGAAGGUCACGGCUCUUUCCGAUUCGUCACCACAAACGUCACUCCAUCCCCGCCUCAUCCGUCUAUUUAUAUGAAUAUUAGCCACCAAGCAAGGCAUAAGCUCCCACAACUUCACUGACAUCCGUCCCCAAUCCCAAAAAGGAAAAAAGAUUCCAAAAACCAUCCGCUCACACGCGCCGCCGCCCACUGCUGCCGACCAUGGCUCCACCCCACUUCCUCCUCGUCACAUUCCCGGCGCAGGGCCACAUCAACCCGGCCCUCCAGUUCGCCAAGCGCCUCCUCCGCAGCGGCGCUGAGGUGACUUUCGCCACCAGCGUCUCCGCCUGCCACCGCAUGUCCAAGGGCAGGGCCUCCCCGGAGGGCCUCCACUUCGCCCCCUUCUCUGACGGCUACGACGACGGGUUCAAGAUGGGGGACAACGUGUCACAAUUCAUGUCCGAGCUCAGGCACCGCGGCUCUGAGAAGCUCAAGGACCUCAUGGCGUCGAGUGCGGGCGAGGGCCGCCCCUACACCUGCUUGGUGUACAGCUUGCUUCUCCCGUGGGCUGCCGAGGUGGCACGCGAGUUCCAUGUGCCCUCGGCCCUCCUGUGGAUUCAGCCCGCCACGGUCCUUGACAUGUACUAUUAUUACUUCAACGGCUAUGGCGAAUUCAUAGAAAAUAACUGCAUCGACCCUUCAUGUUCGUUCGAGUUGCCGGGUCUCCCCUACAAGUUCACUAGCCGCGACUUGCCUUCAUUUUUUUUGCCGAGCCGCUCGGAUGCAUACGAUGUUGCGUUGCCGACUUUCAAAGACCAGCUCGACACGCUCAACCAAGAAAACAAUGCAAGGAUACUGGUGAAUACCUUCGACUCGCUAGAGCCGGAGGCCUUGAGAGCGAUCGACAGGUACAACUUGGUGGGGAUAGGGCCGUUGAUACCCUCGGCUUUCCUCGAUGGGAAAGACCCGUCGGACACGUCCUUUGGCGGCGACCUCUUCCACAAGUCCAAGGAGUACACUGAUUGGCUGGACUCCAAGGCCCCGGCGUCGGUCGUCUAUGUGUCGUUUGGGAGCAUCGCAGAGAUAUCGAAGAGGCAGGCAGAGGAGCUCGCCUGCGCGUUGCUCGACUGCGGGCGACCGUUCUUGUGGGUCAUAAGAGCAAAACAAAACGGAGAGGAAGAGAAGGACGAGGAUAGAUUGAGCCGCAUGCAGGAAUUGGAAGAGAAAGGAAUGAUAGUGCCGUGGUGUUCGCAGCUCGAGGUGUUGUCGCACCCCUCCCUCGGGUGCUUUCUGUCGCACUGCGGGUGGAACUCGACCCUCGAGAGCCUCGCGCUCGGCAUCCCCGUGGUGGCGUUCCCGCAGUGGACGGACCAGGGGACGAACGCUAAGCUCAUCGAGGAUGUGUGGCGGACUGGGAUUCGUGUGAGGCCAAGGGAAGGGUUGGUGGAGGCGGGGGAGAUAAGGAGGUGCUUGGAGACGGUGAUGGCCGAUGGGGAGAUGAGGGAGGAGGUGAGGAGGAAUGCGGCCAAGUGGAAGGAGUCGGCGAGGGAGGCGGCGAGAGAAGGCGGGUCGUCGGACCGGAACUUGAAGGCUUUCAUCGAAGAGGUUGCUGCAUGAAGGUACCAUGGAAUAAGUGAAGCCAUAUCACAGAUUUACUCCGAUACUCAAGUGCAUUAUUUUUCUUACCCUGUCGUAUUAUUCUUGGUCACGGCCAUCAAGCAUCGUAAAGGUCUUCCAAUCACAGAGAAAUAUAAUUUUUCCUUUCUAGACUAAUGUUGCGUUGGCGAAAGAAAUCAUUAAAUGGUCAUUGUAUAUAUUAAGUACUGUUUAAUAUUAAA